UUUGGCGCAGAGCUGAGGAGGCUGCUCAGGCUCUGUGCCGCCCCUCUUCUUGCAGCCUCCCUGAGGUUGACCCUGCUCCUGUAGCCUCCCGUGAAAUGUGGAUGACGCCCAAGAGGAACAGGAUGGAAGUUGACGAGUCUCGAGUUUUCCGGCCCGAGUGGACCCAGCGUUAUUUGGUGGUAGAGCCUCCGGAAGGUAACGGGGCCCAGUGCCUAGUCUGUCGCCGCCUCAUCGUAGCCACCCGCGAACGCGAUGUCCGACGCCACUACGAGGCCGAGCACGAGUACUACGAUCGGUAUGUGGCGGAGGGCGAGCGCACGGCCCUGGUGGAGCGUCUGCGUCACGGCGACGUGCCGGUGGUCGCCCAGCUCACUCAGGAGGAGAGGGCGGCUCGCGCAGGCCUGGGGAUCACCCGCCUCUUGGCCUUGCGGGGUCGAGGCUGGGGCGAGGGGGACUUCGUAUACCAGUGCUUGGAAGUGAUGCUGAGAGAGGUGCUGCCCGAGCACGUAGGCGUCCUGGAGAGUAUCGAUUUAACUCCCGAAGUCACAGGCCAGAGGCUCCUGAACAUUAACAGAAACCUACGCAGUCAGCUAUUUAGCCAAGCCAGGGACUUCAAAGCCUAUUCCCUGGCCUUGGAUGACCAAGCUUUUGUGGCCUAUGAGAACUACCUCCUGGUCUUUCUCCGUGGCGUGGGCCAUGAUUUGGAGGUGCACGAAGAGCUGCUGACCAUCGUCAAUCUGACGCACCACUUCAGCGUCGGUGCGCUGAUGGCGGCAAUCCUGGAAGCCCUGCAGACCGCCGGGCUGAGCUUGCAGCGAAUGGUUGGACUGACCACAACCCAUACAUUGAGGAUGAUUGGCGAGAACUCAGGAUUGGUCUCCUAUAUGAGAGAAAAGGCUGUGAGCCCCAACUGUUGGAAUGUUAUCCAUUAUUCAGGAUUUCUUCACUUGGAACUGCUGAGCUCCUACGACGUCGACGUCAAUCAGAUCAUAAAUACCUUAUCCGAAUGGAUCGUCUUGAUUAAGACCAGAGGCGUUAGACGACCCGAGUUUCAGGCUUUACUAGCGGAAUCUGAAUCAGAACAUGGUGAAAGGGUUAAUGGACGGUGUCUGAACAACUGGCUUAGAAAAGGGAAAACUUUAAAAUUAAUAUUUUCCCUGAGAAAAGAGAUCGAGGCGUUCUUGGUCUCCAUAGGAGCCACCACAGUCCAUUUCACGGACAAGCAGUGGCUAUGUGACUUUGGCUUCUUGGUGGAUAUUAUGAACCACCUUCGAGAACUCAGUGAACAACUGCGAGUUACGAAAGUCUUUGCAGCUGCUGCUUUUGACCAUAUCUGUACCUUCGAAGUUAAGCUGAAUUUACUUCAGAGACACAUUGAGGAAAAAAAUCUCACACACUUUGCUGCUUUCAGAGAAGUUGUUGAUGAGCUUAAACGGCACUUGAAAGGUGACCAAAAAAUAUUUGAUCCCGACAGGUAUCAAGUGGUGAUCUGUCGCUUACUAAAGGAAUUUGAGAGACAUUUCAAGGACCUUCGGUACAUUAAAAAGGACUUGGAACUUUUCGCAAAUCCAUUUAACUUUAAAGCCGAAUACGCACCAAUAUCAGUAAGGGUGGAGCUAACAAAACUUCAGGCAAAUACUAACCUUUGGAAUGAAUACAGAGUCAAAGAAUUGGGGCAGUUCUAUGCUGGAUUGUCUGCUGAAUCUUACCCAAUUAUCAAAGGGGUUGCCUGUAAGGUGGCAUCGUUGUUUGAUAGUAACCAAAUCUGUGAAAAGGCUUUUUCAUACUUGACUCAGAAUCAACAUACUUUGAGCCGGCCCUUGACGGAUGAGCAUCUCCAAGCCCUGUUUCGUAUUGCCACAACUGAAAUGGAGCCCCACUGGGAUGACCUUAUGAGAGGAAGAAAUGAACCGAAUCCAUAAGCCUUUGAAAAACUCAGAAAGAAUUCAAUUCAAAAGCAAAAAUUGGUUUGAGUUUCCAAGUUUACUAAUUUAGACUAAGAAACCCGGUGUGGGAAAACACCAGGUUUAUUAGAUGAUGUCCAGAUUGGUCAGGACUCAUUCAAUUAACAGUUGCCUUUUCUUUCAAUCUCAAAAGCAGCAAGGGACUGAAAUUUGAGAAUACCACCUCCUUAAAUUCAGUUUAAUGAUAAGAGUCAUUGUCUUUUGCUUUUAUGAUGGAAGUUUGGUACUGAUGUGAAUUCAGUCAGAAGUCUGUAUUUAAGGUGUUCUGAAGAUAAGCCAAAAAUGUUAGCUCUUACUUUAAACAAAGUUUGAAAUGGUCAACUGUUUAAAUGUAUAUUUGAGCCGGUUUGCAGGAACUUAUGUAGCGAGUUCAAAAUGUUCCAGAAGGGAAGAACUCAACAGUGGAAGCAUUUUGUCUUCACCAUCAGCAGUGUGUGGGACUCAUUUUUUAACCUUUUUGAGUCCAAAGUAAAUCUUUAUUUCUUCCUUCUCAUUUCCCUCCCUCCCCAAUUAGUCUCAGUGUUAUUAGUAAUAGGCAAAAUAAUUCAAUAGAAUUUUAGAGGAGGAAGAAUUAUUUUUAAGUUGCUAAUUUAUGAGGCUUCUUGUGUCCUGGAGUUCAGACUAAGCAUUAAAUUGCAGGCUACUUCUUCAGCUGCCUGUUACAGGAUUAUGGUAAGUAUAGAACUGUUGUAGUUUGUAAUUCGUUCUGUUCUAGACAGAAGGUUACCUCUGUCCAAAAGGAUUUUGGACAAAAGGUGUUGGCAUCUUCAGGAUCCAGAUAGUACUGCUUUAUAAAGGAAACCUGCUUAAAGGAAGGAAACCCUUUAUUUUAAAGUGAGGUAAUGUUAGAUGUUGGCAGCUUCUGGAAGUGGGUUUGUUGUGAAAUUGAAACUGUCCCACAGUUUUAUUUAAGACAGUGCACAAAAAGAAAUCCUUAACACCCAAGAAGCAGCCUUGGCCACAGAUUACAGCAGUGCCAUAUUUCUAGUUCCAACAUCUUCGUGUUAAGACAAAUUUUUUUUUUUUUUAAGUUUAUUGGUGAUGUUUUUUUCAAGCUUAUGUUAACUGGAAGAGAAAAUUUGCCAGAAAGCCGAAUAUGUAAAAUCGAUUUUAAAAACAAGACCCAACUUGCACACAGCUCUUUCAAGUACAAUUUGAAAACUUGUGCACAAGUUCUGUCGUAACUCUUGCAGCACUUUAUUCUCUGAUCACUACUCUAGCAAAUUAAAGCAAAUACAACUAAGAAUCUAGAAGGAACUAGUGCCGGAGCAGUCAAAAUACAUGCCACAAGAACCCCAAGACUCAAAGGUGUGUCAGUGGUUCUCAAACAGGCAGUAACCCUCUCUCCAGAGGAUGUUGGGGGAAAUGUAGAAAUUUUUGUUUGGCUAUUUGUUUGUCAUAAUUACUGGGGGAUUCCUCCUGGCACAUAAGCUUGAAGCUCCCUCUUAGUGCAUAGUACAGCCUGGCACAAAGAAGAAUUAGCCCUUCCAAAAUGCCAGUAGGCCCCAAUGGAAAUGAGCUUAUUUUGAGGGAUGGGGCAAAUUACUGGUAGAAAUAAAAUUAGAAGAGCAAGUAUCAAUACUUACUAGAGACUAACUUCAAAAUUCUGAGUUUGAUUAAUAAGGUGCAGUAAAGGCCUUAACAGGCUCCAGUAGCCUGUAAUUACAUAAAUCAGUAAUUGAUACUGAAUUAUGUUUAAAAGAUUUUAUUCUGGUAUAAUUUGUGGAGGGCAGAAAAAUAUUUUACCAAGAUAAUUACCAAGAAUGGUAAAGCUGAGAAUUUGGUUAAUGGUGAAAGUGUAAAUAUCUAGAAAUACAACAUAGUAAAGACUCUACCAGUGAUUUCCCAGUAGCUUUGAGUGUUCUUUUUUUUUUUGAGUGUUCAUUUUUUAAGGCAAAGGCUUUGUUACUUGAAAGACCCGAAAGCUGCUUCUGCUUUCUGGCCCCAGUUUGUCAAAUAUUGAAGUGUUGUACAUUUGUGAAGUUCCAGUACAUGUUUCACGUGAGGUAAUAAUAAAAUUAGUUUGCAUUGUAUAGUCACUGAUGAAAGGGGGGUAGGAGAUAAUCGAAGGAUUGAAAAUUGACCCUCCAUAGAGAAUUUGCUAUAAACUAGUCUUGUUUGUUUAGGGGGGAAAAUGUGUAUAUUUUACUGUUAUCUGUACUACGUAAUUCAUUAACUGCAUGGCAGUCUUUAAAUCUUUAUUUAAUUAAAAUACUUGUUACUGGUCCUGUUAUAUCAGUGAAUAUAGUAAAAAUGCCUUGUAACUUUCAUCUCUCCUAGCUUUCUUGAAAGGUUUAUCUGUGCUCCCAAGUCGCCUGUCUGUCCAGUCAAGCUGCUCUACUAAGGUUACUAAAUCCUUGUUAAUAUGUUCUUAGCCCUCCUUUGACACCAUUGACUACCCUUUUUUGAAAUACUUGCUUCCUUUUGCUUUGGGGAAGUGCCAUCCCCGGGUAUGCUUUCUCAGUUUUCUCUGCUGGCACCUUUCCCUGAAAUCUGUGUUCCUCGGGACUCUACUUGGUUGUAAACUCUCUUCUCAUUCCUACAUCAUCUCCCUAGCAGAACUCAUCUCCUUCCAUGUCUUUGGUUGACGCAGACAUGCUAAUGACUACUGAAUGCAUUUCUUUUUUUCCUAGACCUUUCCUGGUUCAUAUUGUCAACUACUAACUUAACAAGUACACUUUGCUGCCUCAUAGGCACCUCAGCCUACAGAUAGAUCUUGCCUCCAAAUCUGCUGUUCCUCAUGUUCCCUCUUCCAAUAAAUGGUACUACCAUUCGUUCACUUGCCCUUGCCCAAGUCAGAAACGGAAUCAUCUAUAACUUUUCCCUGUUUGUUCCUUACAUUGAGUCAUAAAGCCCUUUCUGUUACCCUGCUUUCUAAAUUUCUCUCAAUUCUGGUGCCACCAGCCUAAUCCAGGCCAUCAACCGACCUAAGUGACAACAGCUCCUCACUAGUCUCCCUGUAUCUGCAUUUGAUCCCUUUCUAUGCUGCUGCCAGCCAGGUGUUCCAAAAGGUCGAGCUGUUGGUCUCACUCCGCUGAAGCCACCCUUGCUCUUAGGGCAGGCAUAUACUUCUAUUCGUCUUUCAGUUCUCUAUGAAGCCUUUGAUGCCCUUUCUAUCUGUUCCCUGAAUACCUUGUUCUUUCCCAGCCAUACACUCGGCACACUUUAUUGUUACUGCUUAUUGAUCACUGCUAGAUUGUAAGCUUUCUGAUGGCAGGGGCCAUAUAAAUGCCUUGCUAACUGUUAAAUGUCCAGCGCUUCGCACAAUGCCUGACAUUUCAAUAAAACGUUUGGAUGAAUAAA
Molecule: messenger RNA, 5267 nt
Organism: Echinops telfairi (small Madagascar hedgehog)
Lineage: Eukaryota; Metazoa; Chordata; Mammalia; Afrosoricida; Tenrecidae
Gene: EPM2AIP1
Product: EPM2A interacting protein 1
Exons: 2
Coding region: 96-1922 (608 amino acids)
Biological process (GO): positive regulation of glycogen (starch) synthase activity; response to insulin; positive regulation of glycogen biosynthetic process
Source: RefSeq, a predicted model, not a curated record